AUGUUAAAUUUUGGCAGAUCGUCGUCAGCAGGUGCGAAUUCAUCGGGAGGGUCUUUUUUCGGCCAAAAUCCGUCUGGAACUGGUGGAAAUACAGGUAGUCUUUUUGGACAAUCAGCGCAGGGCCAAAGUCAAGUGGGGAAUCAGAAUGGGGGCCAAACUGGUGGGCUCUUCGGGCAGCGACAGCCGCAACAGUCCGGUGGGCUGUUUGGGCAAAAUAGUCAGCCCAAUCAGGCGCAAUCUGGAGGACUUUUCGGACAGAACAGCGCAUCGCAGCAGCAGCCAGGGCAGCAAGCGGGUGGUUUCUUUGGACAGAAUACACAACAGCAGCAGCAGACGCCUUCUACAGGUGGUCUGUUUGGUCAGAAUGCGCAACAACCGCAACAGCAAGGCGGUGGUGGUUUGUUUGGUCAAAAUUCGCAGCAAUCUUCGAGUUUAGGCGGGGGUUUGUUCGGGCAAUCUGGUAACGCGCCACAGCAGAAUGCGGGAUCUGGAGGUCUUUUUGGCCAGAGUACGCAGCAACAGCAGUCCACCGGUUCUAGCCUUUUCGGACAAAACACGCAACAACAGCAGUCUACGGGCGGUGGAUUGUUCGGCAAUAAAAUGAAUACGGGCGGCACUACUGGUGGUGGGCUUUUUGGGCAGAAUUCAAACACUGGUGCAGGUACCCCUGGCGCCGCACAGACAAAUACAGGAGGAGGAUUGUUCGGCAGUAAGCCUGCCACUGGAGGUGGUCUUUUUGGGAACACGAACAACAACGGCGCCGGCACAGGGUCUUCCCUUUUCAAUAAGCCUACUGGCACGUCAUCACUUUUUGGAGGCACAUCAUCAGCGGCAAAUACAGGUGGUAGUAGCGGGUUGUUUGGCAAUAAGCCAGCCGGAACUUCGUUGUUCGGUAGCAAUACGCUGGGGAACAGCGGUUCUACCGGUUUCGGAGCGCCCCAGCAAAUUCAAUUCCAACAGCAGCAACAGCAACAGCAGCUGGCAUUGCAAAUGAUCUCGCAGACGAACGUCACUCCGAUGACACGGAUUGUCGAUCUUCCACCGCAGAUACGCCUAGAGAUACAGCAAUUGGACCAAUACAUCCAGAAACAGAUGUCGAUAUCGCAACAUUUGAAGGCAGAUACAGAAGAUCAUCUUGAACUGAUAGCGUCAAUCCCGCGUGACGUCAAAUAUUUGCAAACCACACACUCGUUGGCCAAUCAGUCUCUCAUGCAAGACUUGAAAAAAGUAAACGGGAUCAAAGAGAUUACGGAUCAGAACAUCGCCGACUCGCAGACGUUCUCGACGAUUCUACAGCAGUUGCUGACCCCAGGCAUCAAAAUCUCGUCACUCGAACUCGACAAGUUUUUCCAAGACAAAAUACACCUUUACAGAGCCAAACUCGACGAAUAUUUCCGGGUACUCGCCGACAUCGAGAGCGCACUCAACGGCAUCGAAGACGACAUGUUUGCGACGACCACUGCCGACGCCGGCGUCGUAAGCGGCUCCGGCGAACCCACGACCUGGAAAUCCGGUCUUAAUGGCAUCAUCUCUACCGUGCUCGAAGAAUUCCAACUCUUCAUGGACGUUGCCGAGCGGAUCGCGGAACUGCAUCAAAAGGUCAGAACUAUCACUGGCCCCGUCACGGCCUCAGCGCGCUGA
Messenger RNA from Lachancea mirantina, 1641 nucleotides. The record is from the annotation of a GenBank genome assembly. NCBI's taxonomy places the organism in Eukaryota, Fungi, Ascomycota, Saccharomycetes, Saccharomycetales, Saccharomycetaceae.